UGCAAGUGAUCAAGAAAAGUUUAAUAAAUUAAUUACAUUUUAAUUUACAAUUAUGAUAUUAAUAUCAGCGUUUAUAUUCAUUUUCAUAACAAUAUCAGAAGCAUUAGAUCUACCCUUCAACAUUUGUAAACAAAAUGACCCAAAUCUUUCUCAAUGUGUCAAUGAAGCUGCAGUACAAGCUAUAGUUUCAAUGGCAAAUGGAGUUCCGAGUCUUAAUGUUUUGCCUUUAGAGCCUCUGGGAAUAGACAAUAUGUCUAUUGGCGAAUCUGGAUCAAUUGCUUCCUUUAAACAAAAUUACCGUAACAUAAAAGUUUACGGUUUGACCAAGGGAUUAAAUGUCUCUAAUUACGAGAUUGACUUUGAUAAUUUGAUCUUCAAAUCAGAUUCAUUUAAUCCACAAAUUGAUUUUGUAGCGAAUUGUAAGGUUGAUGGAAGAUUGCUGUUAUUUCGUAUUCACGGUCAAGGACCCUGCAAUAUCACAAUGUUGAAUUUGAAGACUAAAAAUACGUAUUAUGGUGAAAAAUUUGAAAAGGACAACAAUAUUUAUAUGAAACUCAAGAGAUACGAUGUCAAAUUUAAACCUGAUAAAGUUAUUCUCAACUUUGAAAGGCUUUUCAGCCAAGACAGUUUUUUAGGCAAUCAAAUAAACUCAAUACUGAACAGUAAUUCUGAUGUUCUCUUCCGCGAGUUACAAUCCUCUUACGAAGACACAUUUUCAAAAGUAUUUAUGAAAAUCGGUAAUGAUGUAUUUUCUCGAAUACCAUUUGAUAACGUAUUUCCAGCUUAGAAAUUAUUAUU
Molecule: messenger RNA, 798 nt
Organism: Microplitis demolitor
Lineage: Eukaryota; Metazoa; Arthropoda; Insecta; Hymenoptera; Braconidae
Gene: JHBP-1
Product: hemolymph juvenile hormone binding protein (JHBP) domain-containing protein
Exons: 5
Coding region: 53-787 (244 amino acids)
Source: RefSeq, a predicted model, not a curated record